AUUCGAGUUGGAAGAAAUUGUUGUUGAUGUGUUUUGUGAUUUUAUUUACAAAACAUGAAUUUAGCUUCCUCCCAUGGUUAUGGAAAUGGCCUAUUGUACGCAGGGUGGAACCAGGACCAAGGCUGCUUUGCUUGUGGAAUGGAAACAGGAUUUAGAGUUUAUAAUGCUGAUCCUCUUAAAGAAAAAGAAAGACAAGAUUUCACAGAUGGAGGAAUUGCACACAUUGAAAUGUUGUUCCGCUGCAAUUAUCUUGCUCUUGUAGGUGGCGGCAAGAACCCCAAAUAUCCUCCAAAUAAAGUGAUGGUGUGGGACGACCUGAAGAAGAAGAACGUCAUAGAACUGGAGUUCUCCAGUGAUGUCAGAAGUGUCCGGUUACGGCGAGAUAGGAUUGUGGUUGUGUUAGACACAAUGAUUAAGGUUUAUACAUUCACACAGAAUCCACAGCAACUCCAUGUGUUUGAGACAGGCAGUAAUCCUAAAGGAUUAUGUGUAAUGUGUCCAAACAGCAACAACUCACUGUUAUCAUUUCCCGGCCGCAAGGUUGGACACGUCCAGAUAGUGGACCUUGCCGAUACCGAGAAGUCUCCUCUCGACAUGGCUGCACACGAGGCCAGUCUCGGCUGCAUGGCCAUGAAUACUCAAGGAACGCGACUUGCAACUGCCUCCGAGAAGGGAACACUGAUUCGUGUGUUUGACACAAGUUCAGGAGUUCGGUUACAUGAGCUACGGAGAGGAACCCACAGUGCUAACAUCUACUGCAUCAAUUUCAACACGGAUUCGUCUUUGAUAUGUGUGUCAAGUGAUCAUGGAACUGUUCACAUUUUCUCAACAGAAGAUCCAAAGAAAAACAAACAGUCUAGCCUUGCGUCUGCUGGUUUCCUUCCAAAAUACUUCAGCUCCAACUGGAGUUUUUCCAAGUUCCAAGUUCCCGGUGGAGCCCAGUGUGUUUGUGCCUUUGGAACAGAACCGAACGCUGUGAUUGUUAUCUGUGCUGAUGGUAGCUACUACAAAUUCCUGUUCAACUCAAAGGGCGAGUGUACGAGAGAUGUGUAUGCUCAGUUCUUGGAGAUGACAGACGACCGCUCAUGAUAAUCUGUGAUAGACUCACGCAGUAGACGGGUACCUUCCUGUCGUACAUCCGACGAGUCUUUUUACAGCGACUGCAGUUCUUUGUUUGCUGGAGGAAGUUAAGUGGUUGGAAGUCAAAUGUGUAACAGUUUAAAGAACAUAUGCAUCAAUCGUUUUUCUUCAACUGUCGACAACAACAAUACUUUUAUGUGCAUAUUGCCAAUGAGUUCUGUGUGCGCAAAUAUUGUAUCAACAGAAUAAACUCAGACAUGUUAAGUUAAUAUUUUUAGAAACUGGUGCAGUUUUGUAAGCAUUUUCAGGGAAAAUGUGUUACAAAAUAUUGUUAUGAAAUUUUCAGCUUGUCUGGCAAAUUAAACUGUAUGCAUUGUAGAUAUUUGUUGGUACAAUCAUGUGUUAAAUAAUGUCAUAGCUCAGCUUGUGCAGUAGCAUUAUACAGGAGCAUUAUACAGUUGUUGUGUGAGGAGCCUCUAAAUAUAUGCAGUUAACUUGAAGCAGUUUGACCGUAGUGUUAGACGAUACUGUGCUUUACUUCACAUGAAUUUCAGUAGGAUAUUUUAUCUGUUUAAAGUAUAGUACUAAUACGAACAUUGUUUUCAGUUAGCUAUACCGGUUAUACACAGUCAAACACAGUGUUAAGAAGACACCAAAGGGAGUAUCGAAACUUUGCUUAAUUAGGAAAGGUGGCUGGUUAAUACAGGUCAGUUUGUACUGCAUUAGAUGACUUGGGAGAGUAAAAAUGUGGCCUCUUAACACAGGUGGCUGGUUACUACAGGUCAGUUUGUACUGCAUUAGAUGACUUGGGAGAGUAAAAAUGUGGCCUCUUAACACAGGUGGCUGGUUAAUACAGGUCAGUUUGUACUGCAUUAGAUGACUUGGGAGAGUAAAAAUGUGGCCUCUUAACACAGUUGGCUGGUUAAUACAGGUCAGUUUGUACUGCAUUUGAUGACUUGGGAGAGAAAAAAUGUGGCCUCUUAACACAGGUGGCUGGUUAAUACAGGUCAGUUUGUACUGCAUUAGAUGACUUGGGAGAGAAAAAAUGUGGCCUCUUAACACAGGUGGCUGGUUAAUACAGGUCAGUUUGUACUGCAUUAGAUGACUUGGGAGAGAAAAAAUGUGGCCUCUUAACACAGGUGGCUGGUUAAUACAGGUCAGUUUGUACUGCAUUAGAUGACUUGGGAGAGAAAAAAUGUGGCCUCUUAACACAGGUGGCUGGUUAAUACAGGUCAGUUUGUACUGCAUUAGAUGACUUGGGAGAGAAAAAAUGUGGCCUCUUAACACAGGUGGCUGGUUAAUACAGGUCAGUUUGUACUGCAUUAGAUGACUUGGGAGAGUACAAAUGUGGCCUCUUAACACAGGUGGCUGGUUAAUACUUGUGCCCACUAGAGCAGGCUUAACUGUACUACCCGGUAUUGUUUAUUUAGCAAGGUGUCGGUUUAAAUUUAGUUUUUAAACAGACUGGACCAAAUAUACAAAGCCUAUUUAUGUUUUACAAGUGUGUAACAACACACAUUUACAAUGCUUCUAAAAAAACCUUGCGUCUAAGAACAAGUUCUAUAAAUUCGGCUGUUAUCUCACCAUAUACAUGUACAGUGGAUGCAAUUUCUUCUGUAGUUUUAUUUUAAAACAUUUCUCUCCUAUGUUAAUCAUUGGUUAUUGUUUCUGGAUCUUUAUGAUUCUGCUAACUUUUCUCCAAGCUGUUUGAUAUUUAUGGAAACCUUGCAUGCAUUGACUGCACAAGAGUUUGUUACGGGAAAUGACUUUUGAUAACAGUAGACCAAAUAAACUGGACAUAAAGUUACAUUUUUGUUCUUGAUUUUGGUGUUGAUGUUUUUACAUCAUAAAAUUUCUGUUAGCUACUACAUUACAAAAUUCUUAAUUUGAUAAAUAUGGUGCUUCUGUUGGAAAUUUUAAUGGUCAGCUGAUUUGACCGCUUUAAGUUUCCAUGUAUGAUGUCAUGGUGUUUACCUCGUUAAUUUAAAAAUUGAAGUUGUGAGUCAGUUAUCACAAGACAUAGUUGUUUUUGAAUCGAUUUAUUGGGGUCAUGACAGAAAUGGAUGACCUAUUACAGAGAGUUAAAAACAGUUGUAGUGUAUUUUAUGGAAAUAUAGAAAUUUCAGCCAAAGGGAUAAAAAAAUAAUAUGUUUAACAUUGCUGUACUUCUGUCUCCACUAUUCACUCAUGCAUGAUUAUUUGUUUUGUAUUUUUCAUUAAAUUUACUAUUAGAAAAUGGGUCGCAUUUUUUAAAAUUAACUAUGUGAUAUAAUAAUAUAAAGACUAUUUCCUUGCAUGCAUCUAAUAAAAAUGUGCCUUUACUGUGGCUCUUUAAUAAAUUAAAAAUAGUUGUACUCCUUUCCUUAAUUUAUUUUUUUUUUUUUUUUUUUUUUUUUUUUACUUUACACUAAUAUUAAGUUUCUGUGCUGAACAUUUUCUUGGCUUAAUUUUAAAAUGUUCACCCUCUUUGUGUUCAAAGAAUAACUUAGCAGCAGAAGUAGCUACUACGAUUAUACAACAACGUAUACAUUCAGGGUAUUACUUCUAGCACAUUUUUUUAAUAAACUUGUUUCAACACUCCUACAACAAUAAUAGCGAGAUAAUUUCAUACCCCCCCCCCCCCCCCCCCUCUUUCCCCAAAUGGUAUGAAUUGGUUAAGAGGGUUUUUAGACACUCUUUGUUUAGGAUUUAUUAUUAUUAUUAUUAUUAUUGUUAUUAUUAUUAUAAUUAUUGUUAUUUUUAUUAUUAUUAUUAUUAUUAUUAUUAUUUAAAUAUUAAGCAAAUUCUAAAUUUCUGUACCUAUUAGUUUGCUGAUAUAUAUAGUAGUGAGUUUUAUGACAUUUCAUACAUGACUUGUACAAUAUGGACAAAUUACAAUACUCAAGUUUUAAAAUCAAAUUCUUUGUCCACUUGUACAUUUCAUGGGCAUUCAUGGGGGAACAGUAUCUGAGAACAAGCAUAGAUUGUUGUUACAAAAUGGCUGCUUUUUGGAUCCAUUUGUGAUUAUGCCUGUAUAUUUUUUGUAAACCUAUUUUUGUAGGAUAUUGUAUGAAUGAAUGUAUCCAUGUUGAUGAAAUGUAUUAAACUGUUGAUUUAAGUAUGUU
This is a messenger RNA of Gigantopelta aegis, 4184 nucleotides long. Its product is annotated as WD repeat domain phosphoinositide-interacting protein 3-like. The transcript has 10 exons. Gene Ontology annotation, biological process: protein localization to phagophore assembly site; protein lipidation; nucleophagy. Gene Ontology annotation, molecular function: phosphatidylinositol-3-phosphate binding; phosphatidylinositol-3,5-bisphosphate binding; protein binding. Gene Ontology annotation, cellular component: extrinsic component of membrane; cytosol; phagophore assembly site membrane. Bases 55 to 1089 code for a protein of 344 amino acids. The record is from RefSeq and is a predicted model, not a curated record. Lineage: Eukaryota; Metazoa; Mollusca; Gastropoda; Neomphalida; Peltospiridae.